Molecule: messenger RNA, 3285 nt
Organism: Phytophthora nicotianae INRA-310
Lineage: Eukaryota; Oomycota; Peronosporomycetes; Peronosporales; Peronosporaceae
Exons: 2
Coding region: 149-2497 (782 amino acids)
Source: RefSeq, a predicted model, not a curated record
UGAUCCGUCUAACAAUCAGGACCAGGAACUAUUAUUACGGCCAUUCGAACUCAAAGAACUCUAAGCUAAAAAUACGAAACAACAUGGCUGAAGCUGAGUCCUAACUUAGGAGUCCUAAGUCCUUCAACAUCUUCAACAUUAGUUGCAAAUGACAACCGACCACAGCGCAAGCGAAGCCGCCGAGACGUUUCCAGCUGAAUCAUGCACAGAUAAAGACCCAGAAGCCUCCCAAGAUUACGCGAAAUCCUCCACCGAGGAUUCUUCUACCUCAUCGGCUACUCCCACUUUCGCGUUCGCAGUGUGGAAGGCAGAACUCGAGUUGAUGUUACAACGAGAGAGCGAGGCUCUACACGAGAGCGUGCAGUCGUUGCAGAGUGACUUUGACGACUGCUCUCAGUUCAUUCGUGGAGAUUUCGCGUGGCGCAAACAGAUCACCGCUUUCCACGACCGACUUCAAGAUGUGCUCACGAACCAGCUUAACGAUCUCGCCACGAGUGUCAGUAAACACGCAGCACAGGUAGCAGAGAGUUUGGCUCAAACCCUGGCCAAGGUUGAACGCGAUGGACAACGUGCUGUCCAUCAGCAAGAGCAAAAGGGAGAAGCGGCGGUGCGUCGAGUACGCACCGCCUCAGCUAAAGAGGUAGAGCGAGUAGCGCGUCUGGAAAAGUGUUUACGUCUAGAAGAAGCUCGCCAGGCUACUGCAAUUUUAGCUGAACGAGAACGCCAGCUAACAGAAGAACAUAACGCGCGAGAAAGCCAUUUGCAAGCACUACUUGGCGACAUGCGUGCGUCGAACGAUUCGCUUGAGGCUCUUAACACUCAGCUACUGGAGGCGGUUCGAACAUCACGCUCUGAACUUCAGCAGCUACGAAAUACACUGGUAAGAUCGAUGUCUCGACCGAAAGCGCGAGUCUCCAGUCUCUCGCAUAGUGAAAGUAGGAAUGCUGACAACGUGAGUCGCUCCUGCGGAGACAAAAGUAGCAAGAACAGCACGAGUCGAGACUCGGAAGGCUUUCCGUUCACGGCGAACGAGCUAUUGCUAGUGCCUCAACUCCGGCAGUCGCUGAAAGAAGCCACACAAACCGUGGAAAAGUUGAAAGCUCGUGUAAGUGAACUUGAAAGCACUUGGGAUAGUGAUAAGCAGCGGCUACGUGAUACACAGCUCGCUCUGGCACAAGCAGACAAUGAGAAAGCGAAGGCCACAAAACUGCUCGGAGAAGCGCGUUUAGCACUUAUUGACAAUGACAAGAAACUUGUCGAAGCUGCAAAUGAAAAUGCGCGUUUACAGGGCAAGUUGGAUACAUUGCAAGCUCUAGCGCAGGGUCGGGAGCAAGCUCUUGUUGACUCCCAGAGACUAGAAGACGCCACCCGCGACCAACUAGCAGCAUUGAUGAAUCGGCUGGAGCGUGUGACGAACAUCGAAGUGCGAUGGUGUGAGUUUGAACACGCAGUGAACAAAUGGAGAGAGACUCAGAAGGAGAGCAACGCUCAGUCUUCGGAGACGAGUGGUACGAGGUCUUUGGAGCGUGUUGUGGAGUCAUUUCUCAGUCUAGAAACAAGAGAAGUUGCCACACCAAUUACGCUGCUUACCUCACUGGAGACGCAAAAGGAGCUCGAGAUCCGUCUGCAGUAUGAAUUCGAACGACGUUUUGGACAGCAAUUGAAUGUUCGGAUCAGUCACGAGAGACGUCACGUACUUCAGCGGCUAGAAAGUUUGUGCGCUGCAGAGGCUAAAGACAAACAGGAGCGACCACAACACAAACGCCAAAGCGUUUCUCGUACCAUAAGCCUCGAAAGUGAUUACAGUCGUUUGAAGCGGUUGAUGAAAGGUGCUUACGACCAACUCGGAAUUUGUGUCGGCCCAUGGUCUGAAACGGAUUUGGACGGACUUCACGCUCGAUUGGAGGCACUAAAGUCUCAGGUACAGACUCUUGAAAAUAAGCUGGAAGCUGCUGCCAAUAGAGCCGAAUCACAGCGUGUAUCGCUUGUACGAGCCGAAUUGGCGCAACAAGAAAAAGACCUCCUACUGGCGGAGUUAACGGCGCGUUUCCGGCAAUUGCGAUCGGCUCAAGUCGCGUGGGAGAAUCCCCAACAAGUACAACUUCAACAUCGCCAGCCAAUCGUGAGAAAGCCUCUGACUGUGUAUGGUAUUCCGCAGCCAAUGGUACAGAAAACCAGAUUGCAGGCAUUGACACAACUGUCUGUGCGCUCACGACCUGCGUCUGCUGCGGCUUGUCUGGAAUCGGUCGCACACCAAUCUCCUUGUCGAGUAUCUCAUGCGCCACCAAGUCGACUGGGAUCACGUUCAGCUUCCAAUAGAACUAUCUUCGAUCUGCAAAGAAAAUCAAAGGAUAAACGAGUGGAAGAAGUCGAGGAACACGUUUGCAGUGUUCUGAAAUCGGCCUUGAUGCGAUCGGAAAUGGAAAACCAACUAGAAGAUGCUGUAGGUUCGGAUGGGGUUCUCGAAAUUCUUCACCGCCGACGUCACCGCAAGUAAAAAAACAAACUUAAAUAGCAAGCGAAUGAAGUUUCUCCGCCAAAGUCAUGUACGAGGCUCUCAACAGAAUUUCAUGAAGAAGUAGAGCCAACUCGGGGUGAUUAUCACGUAACUCGACCAUCUCCUUCCGUGUGAAUGAACAGGUAAGCGUGUCCGCUGCGGUGGAUGUGGCGUCCAUUACACGCGGCUGCUCCAGCAUAAAAUCCAUGUCUCCAAAGAUACAGCCAGGUCGGACACGUCCCACGAGUUCCCUCUGGGUGGACGGCUGGUUUUUGUGGUUGUUUAAAGUAUUGAAUGAGUCCUGAAACCUGGUGGGCUCUGCCUGCUCAGAUUUUGGAGAGUAAGACGCCAGUGUAGCCUCCGUUGGAAUUGUCAGUAAUUCGACCGUUCCUCGCAGCAAUACAAACCACGCGUUGGAUCUCUCACCGACCUGGAAAAGAUUCUUCUGAGUUUCCCAUUCACUCACAUUGAAUAACUGAGCAAGUUCUUCCAAGUGUUGUAGCGUCGCUGGAUCGCCUUUUCGAGUAUCCGACAAGUACGCCGCAAAAACUUGUGCUAGUGGCAGAGCGGAUGACUUUAAUGACGAUAGAAUUAAGUGCUGUCCUGAACGAAUUGAACGCCAUUUUGCUGCUGACAGGAUAAGCUGUUGCUCACACCAAUCGAGUGCUAGAUCCAAGUCCGAUGCGACGUAGCAUUCUCUCUGCCUGGUCUCGACUUGGAUGACCUCUUCUUGUGUUUGAGCAUCGGGAAUGACAUCGUUGGCUCUCAGAAGAAAUUCGACGCUGGGU